GCGCUGAAGGGCGGCGGAGUCAGACGGGCAGAUCGAGGAGGAGAGAGCGGAGCUGCGGGCACCCCGCGCAGGGACUGGGAGCCGCGUCUGGGCGCCGGGCUGCCAAGCAGGGGAGCCCGGCCCGGGGGAGCAGCGGGAGAGGCCGAGCUGUCCCAGAGCCGCCAGCCCCUUGCGGGGUCCCGCAUGGCCCGGCUCUGAGGGGCUGCGCUCGGGAGGAGCCCGGACGGGACGGGAGUCCAGGGCGAUGCUGCGCCUGCUGGAAGCCGAGCUGCUCUUCGCUUCCCUGCUCUCCGGACCCUUCCCGCCGCUCUCCGGGGAUCAGAAGAGCAAAUCUUGUCCCGAAAAUAAAAUCCUGACCAUGGAAUAUUCCUGCACAGGAGCGGGUGGGAUGCCAGCCACAUGCUUACGGAGGAAGUGCUGUGAGGGCUAUAGGUUUGUGAUGGGCCAGUGUAUCCCGGAAAGCGUGGAUGUAUGCGCCGACUUCCCAUGCGAGCAGCAGUGCACGGACAACUUCGGUCGCGUCCUGUGCACAUGCUUCCCCGGCUAUCGCUUCGAUAGAGAGCGCCACAAGACUCACCUGCACCCUUACUGCCUCGACAUCGAUGAGUGUGUGGAAAGCGGAGGUGCCAUCUGCGAUCAGCUGUGUACAAACACCCCAGGCAGCUACCGGUGCCACUGCCAGCGUGGCUAUUACAUAGCAUCUGAUGGGACAACUUGUCUGAAAUCCAGCAACGGCACCACAGUGGUCAAGUCAGAGACCCUGAUGGGCACCAGGUCCUGCUCCGUCACCUGCAAGGAGUUCACCAGCAUGAAACAGACAGUCUCCCAGCUGAGACAAAAGCUGCUGCUCCCCGUCUUGGAUAACAAGAGUGGGAAGUCCUGGUUGAGGAUUAACCGAAAACCAGCAGACUCCUCACACCGUCCUCCUGCCCUAGGGCCCCCAGGGCCUCCAGGUGACCCUGGAGCAACAGGGGAGAAAGGGAGUCCAGGGGCAGUUGGACCUCCAGGGCCUCCGGGAACCCCAGGGCCCCGCGGGGACAUGGGGCCAAUGGGACCGUAUCCUGACUUUGCGCAUAUCAAAAUCGGAAAAAGGGGACCAGUGGGCGCUCCUGGGGCACCUGGAAGGAAUGGCCAGAAGGGAGAACGAGGAUACCCCGGUCCCCGAGGGCCACCGGGCCCUCCGGGCUCCUUUGACUUCCUGCUCCUGAUGAUGGCUGACAUCAGGAAUGACAUCCGUGAACUACAGGAGAAAGUGUUUGGCCAGCGCUGGAGGAUGGAGUUUGAGACGCCGUCUGCUGACAGCAGGGACUCUGAGGUGCACGGAUGGGGAUCCGGCCAGGAGGAGCUGCUCCGGGGACCUAGACCCACACGCUCAGCCACAUGACUAGGUGGCAGACACCUGCUCCCCUACAGCUGGACUCAGGAGUUGCCCACACUCCAGAGACGUUGCUUGGACACAUGAUGCUCCAGGGAUAUUCUGUGGUUGCCAGACACUGCAGCUGAUUCGUCCCCUCGGGCCAAUUUGAUCCCCCCAUCACAGUCGCUGUCCAGAGCAGAGAGUCUAUUUAUUAUGAAUGUUAAAUGUUAUAUUUUUACACUAGAAAGAAUGGAAAAGGGGUAUUUUUAUAAAGGUGCUUUUCUGUCUCUUUGAAGAAGACGGGACAUUCUCUAGAUUCAGGGAGGAAGCCCUGGAUUUGCUUCUCCACAGCAGCUCAGCCUCUGCAGCAGUUUAUAUCCAGGGGAAAUACAGGGCAAAUGAGCUGGAAGGAAGGAAUAAAACACCGAGGGCCUGAUUCUAUUCUCACUCCAGUUUUACACCAGGGUCACUGUGUUGGUUUCACUUGCUCCCAGUUUACGCUAGUGUGAGUGGAAAAUCAGGUGCGGAUAAUCUCAGAUCCCUGCUGAUGUGUCCAAGGGAGAAUUCUUUACUGGCUUCAGAUCCGACCCUCUGUGUAACCUUGCUCCAGAAAGCUCAGUGUAACACCUACUCUUUAUGAUGCUCUGUCCCUCGCUCGUGAUGGCAGAUUGAUGAGGCUGCUACAGCUAGGUAGCUCAGACAACAGAAGCUUAUGGUUUCAGAUCCUCACUGCCAAUAACCCACAUGGUAGAAAGAGAGAGACAGAACGCUAAGGGCAAUUAAUAAAAGCUCACUGUGCAUGCAGGGUCCUCCUCGCCUGGGGAGAUGGUGUCACUCUUAGCCCUGGGCUUUCAUCCUAAGGAACUGUGAGCCCAGGUUACAUCCAGAAAUACUAAGGGCCAAAUGCAGCUGUGAAUCUAAGCUCCUAUCAUUUUUGCACCUCUCCUCUUGUAAAUGACACGAAUCUGGUCUGGCAUGCCUUUACCCUCCCUUCUGACUUUGGUCUCUGUAACAGGAGAGAUGGCAAUGCAAAUAACUGCAAACAGGGAAAAGUGAACAGGUUCCUUCUCCAGCUCUCCGGACCUGGGGAAAAUGUCAUCAGAACAUGAGCAAGGGAAUGAG
This is a messenger RNA of Dermochelys coriacea (leatherback sea turtle), 2479 nucleotides long. RefSeq names its product collagen and calcium-binding EGF domain-containing protein 1-like. NCBI's taxonomy places the organism in Eukaryota, Metazoa, Chordata, Testudines, Dermochelyidae. The transcript is spliced from 11 exons. Gene Ontology annotation, molecular function: calcium ion binding. The record is from RefSeq and is a predicted model, not a curated record. The coding region runs from base 245 to 1384 and encodes 379 amino acids.